AAAAACCCUCCGUCUAUACGCCUCACUUUGUUUUCCGCAAGUGCUGGAAUAUUUUCUUUAAAUGUUUAAAUGGCAUCCACAAGGCGACGCCGCCUUGUUGCGUGCUUUUUGGGAAUACUCCUUAACGCUUUAAUCGGUGUGACAUGCGAAGCCGAGCUCUCCUUCACACUGGAGCCCAGUGACGUCAUCGCCGUACAAGAGCAACCCCUCAUGCUCCACUGCCAGGUGAACGGCAUCCCCCCCAUUUCCAUACAGUGGAGGCACAACGGCCUGCUUUUAACUCAGGAUCAGCAUCACGCCACCUUCGUCAAUGGUUCGCUCCUGAUCGGCCGCUUCCAGAAGACCAAAUCUGAUGGCUCAUCGGACGAGGGCGACUACGAGUGCGUGGCCCAGAAUUCGUUUGGGCUGGUGGUGAGCCGCAAGGCCCGAAUUCAAGCAGCCACCAUGGCAGACUUCCAUGUCCAGCCAGAGUCUGUGCAUGCUGAAGAGUCUGGUGUGGCUCGAUUCCAGUGCCAGAUCCACGGUCUGCCAGAGCCUGUCAUCAGCUGGGAGAAAGACAGCCGCCCAGUGGACACCAAGGACGAGAGGUACACCCUCCUACCUACAGGUGUUCUCCAGAUUACAGGAGUGCGUGACGAGGACAGUGGAAAAUUCUGCUGUGUGGCUCAUAACAGUGCAGGAGUGAAGCACAGCGCUGAGGCAGUUCUCACUGUUUCAGGCUCCCAGUCAUCUGUUUACAAAGAGCCUGUGAUCCUGGUCGGUCCCGAAAACCUUACCCUCACUGUUCACCAAACCGCCAUCUUGGAAUGUGUUGCCACUGGAUACCCUCAGCCCAUUGUUUCUUGGAGCAGACUAGACGGCCGUCCCAUCGGUGUAGAGGGAAUCCAGGUACUGGGCACAGGGAACCUGAUGAUCUCAGAUGUUGGUGUGCAGCAUUCAGGAGUCUACGUAUGUGCUGCUAACAAACCAGGGACUCGUGUUCGUAGGACUGCUCAGGGUCGCCUUGUAGUCCAAGCUCCAGCUGAGUUUGUCCAACCUCCGCAAUCCAUCGCCCGGCCUGUCGGCACCACCGCCAUCUUCACCUGCCAAGCACAGGGCGAGCCUGAGCCCCAGCUCACGUGGCUGAAGAACGGACAAAUUCUGGAGCCCGGGGGACAUGUCAAACUCAGGAACAACAACAGCACACUGACGAUAUAUGGCAUUAGCCAGGAUGACGAGGCCAUCUACCAGUGUAUCGCUGAGAACAGCGCUGGCUCCACGCAGGCCAGUGCCCGCCUCACAGUACUCUGGGCUGAUGGACUGCCCGGUGUGCCCACACAUGUGCAGGCCAAGGCCCUCUCACCAACCACCAUUCGGGUGUCCUGGAGGGAGCCUGAUCAGAACACUCAGGACAUCAUUGGUUAUGUUCUCCACAUCCGCAGGACCUCAGACCCAGUGGAGAUGGAGUAUGAGGAGGCUGUCAGUAAGGUGACAGUGCAGCAGAUCAUCAAGGACCUGGAGCCCUCCACCAGCUACACCUUCUACGUCAAGGCCUACACGUCCCACGGGGCCAGCAAACCGUCGGACAGUGCCACGGAGAGCACUCAUGGGGAGGUGCCCGCGCCUCCUUCCCUCUACACCAAGGUCGUGAACAGCAGUGUUAUACAAGCGACGUGGGAACCUUCCUCCAAGAUGGGCCAACAUCAAGGCUUCAGGCUGUAUUACAGAAGAGCCCACACACCACUGUUCACUGGUCCCCUCAACUUUCCUUGCAACGUCACCCAGUACAACAUCAGUCAGCUGGAUCCUACGCUGGUCUAUGAGAUAAAGUUGCUCGCAUACAACCAACAUGGAGAUGGCAAUUCCACCGUGCGAUUUGUUUCACUUCGGGAGGCGGUGGAGAAAUCUGUGCUGGACGGCUCAUGUGACUGCGUGAAAGACGAACAGAGCAAAACAUCCACUACCGGCAUCAUAAUCGGCAUUCACAUCGGAGUCACCUGCAUCAUCUUCUGCGUGCUCUUCCUCGCCUUCAGCUACCGCGGAAGGUUAAUGAUGUGUAAGACGGUUCAGGCCACCCCCCAGGCAGGGCACAGCGCAGUGCUGGAAUCCUCUUCCUCUUCCCAGGGGGUCUCUGGGCUGAACGGGGCCGCCAGGAGAGAGAUGGAGGUCAACGGCGGCACAGCAGGGAAGAAAGUGGCUGACAGCAAUGAGCUCGAGAGACUUUUCACUCAACCCAACAUACAAGAUACAUGCAUGUCCGACUCGUACAUGCUGAACGACACCCAGCUGUCUACGAUACCGCUGGACGAGUUUGCGGUGGAGCGAGAGACACGGUUCCAGGAGCCCCCUGCAGCAGGAGCGGGUCAGCAGGACCAAGGCUAAUCAUGAAUGAAGGCCAAUUCACACGGCACUGUCCACAGUGUCCACUUAGACUCUUCUCUCACUCAGGUCAACAAGUGUUUCCUUUCAAAGCAUUUUUUUUUUCCUUUUGUGCAAAGAUUUUUUUUUAUUGGUAAGUUAAGAAGUUCUAGAGGAUCUAAGACUGAAUAUGAGAGUUUUUGGCCUGAGGCUUGGAAGAGCUCUCCUCUUAGGGACGGCUGUCUCCAGCUCAGCAGGCCACUUAAAUAUUCGGUAUUUGUGUAAUUUGGUCUUUUCGUUAAUUUUCUGAUGUUGGGCAGCACACAGAAUGGAGACCCCAGAAUGUCCUUGUUAUACAAUGAUGAUUUUAUUUUUAAGUUUAUAAAUAUAUAUAUAAAGAUACAUAUAUAUCUUUAGCAUCUAAUAUGUCAAAGUGGUUAUAAGUUAUUGGUCUUACCUCUACUUUUCUGUGGAUGUCAAAGACUCCUGCUGCCUGCUCUCAGCUACCAAUGAUUCCACCUUCUCGCUCACAGAAGACCUCAGCCUUCGUCCAGGGAUUCAAUAUAUUCUGUCUCAGGACUUUGUUUCAGCGAUAUCAACAUUUUUAUGAGUUCUCGGCCUUCAUACAGGCAUUAGACUUGGCUGUGUGAACCUUACGAUUCAACAAAAACCUACCUCAGCCGGAAUGAAUGUGUUGCGGGAAGCUUUUAGGGACUUUACCUUCCCCUGUGCUCACAAUUACUUAACAUGCGGAGGAACUGAUUGGUCUGAAAAUUACAAGAUCAGGCGCCGCACUACCUCAGAUGUCAAGAAUCGUCUCUGUCUCUCUCUCUCUCCCUCGCUUGUCGAAGCAAAGAGGAAAAAGUAUCCAACAUAAAGCACUUCCAAAUGCUGAAGUUAAUGUUCUACCUCACGAUAGCAAUGUUAAUGUUGUCGCUGUUGUUGUUGUUGUUUGUCUGUUUAUUGCAUAAUGAAACCCCCCCCCCAGUGAAAUCCUGGCUUCCCUCUGGUGAUGAAUAUGGUGUUUGUAGAUAAAGUAUGAGUACCUCAUGCAAGUUGACAGACUGAAAACACUGUUGUAUGAUUUACAGUAUCUUAAGAAAAUGUAUGAAUUGAUGAGCUAUUCUAUUAUAAGCUUCUUUAUUUUAUUUUAUUUCACUCAGAAUAUUUAGUUGCUUCAAUUGAAUGAGAAUACCAUUAGAGAUACACUGCACUGCUAAUUUUCAGGACAAUUUACUGCUGAAUGAGACAUGAUACUUAACGCAAUUUAAUAUAAUAUGCAUACAUCAUAUAUGUCUAAAAUUAGCGCUGUGAUUGAAUUCUGUGUGCCUGUCUGUGUGCAGAUAUGUUUUAAUCAUUUAAUGUUUUCUUACAUAUAUGAUGCAUGUAAAACAAGGAAAAAAACAAAAUAAGCACAAAAGAUUAUGAAAAUGUCCCAACAUAUUAUUCCACUCUUGUAGGGUAAUGACUUAAAGGAAUAGUUUGCCAUUUUGGGAAAUAUGUGCAUUGGCUUUCGAUAUCAUGAUAUCAGUCCGUGUUAACUGUGAAGCACACAACUUCUUUCAAGUACAGAUUUGAAAAAAUGAGAUCUAACAUGUUAAUUAGUGGGCUUUAAAGAUGCUGACAGAUGAUGAUGGACCAACACAGGCUAGCUGUUCCAGUCUGUAUGCUAAGCUAAGCUAAUUGCCUCCCAGCUCCAGCUUCAUAUUUAAAGAAUUAGUUUGGUUUGUUUUCUUUCUGGUAAAAAAAACAACAGUUUGCUGUUUUAAAAGUUGAUUAUGUGUUACAGGUGAACUACUCUGAGAGUAGUUAAUUAGAGUAUUUUACAGAGAUUAGAGUGGUAUCCACCUUUUGAUAAUUGUCUUCAUAAAGAAAAUGAGCAAAUUUCCUAAAUGCUCAACUAUUCCUUUGGUUGAAAUUGGCCGCAGUGUAUUUCUAACCUCAGUCUGGAUCUUUUUUGUUGCUGCAGUGCUCGUAGUGAUUUUAUUUUCACAUCACAUUAUCUCCCUCCUUUUUUAAACACAGUAACAUCUGGUGACCAGGAGACGUGACAGUUGCUGAUCAUGCUUCACUAUUGUUAUUCUCAUCCCAAAACCACAACUGCUGCUCAGCAGUCUCUCUGCUGACAACACUGAGUAGUCACAGUGCUUCAGGAACAUUGUGGUUAUAAUAAUGACCACAGACAGAGAGCAGGUUGAAGGAGAUAGACGGCUGCUGGGCGGUUCCACGACCACAAGGCCUCUUUCUCCCGCUCUUUGCUCUCUCUGUGUUGUCACAUACUGUACAGGACUGGCUCUGAUGCAUUAAAAUUACCAAGGCCUACCUCAAACCUGCUUUUGGCCUUUCUCUCAGGUCUUAAAGGAGGAAACAUAAAGAGUGGAGGUGUACACACACACACACACCUAUAGAAAUGUAUGUAGUGGUAUACUGCAGUUUUCGACACAUGCUGGACAGACAACAAAAUAGUCAGAAAAGGACACACACAGCACACAAACACACAAUUGGAGGGAGAACUUUAUUGGACCUUUAUCUUGUGCACUAAGUAUUAAAACAGUUUAAGUUCGCGUUUAGUUUCUAAUGGAUGUGAAUGUGUAACUUUGGUUUUCAUCAGAUAUUUUUUUUUCAUAUCACAAGUUUAGAACUUUUUUCACUGGUGUUUGACUCUUUAUUCCAUAUGGAAAUUUAAUCUGUGAAUUAGUGAAGGAAACUCAGAAAAGUAAAGCAAUUGGCACCUACAACCACAGUUUGUUUAUUGGCUGAUUUGUGUUUCUGGCUCCUAAAUCUAAACAUGGCGCAGUAACUAUACUGCAUUCAUGUGAUAUCAUUAUCAUUGGUUUUAUGAGUGAGAAAAACGUUUGUUUUUCAGUGUUUGACUAUACAGAAGUGUCAACAAACGGUCACUUUUUCAAAAAAAUCUAAAUGGAUUUAGAAUAAACAAUAAAAUUAACUGUAAAAUGACACAGCAAAGUGUAAUAGUGUGCAGGUGCCACUGUCUUUAUCCACUUUUUUUUCUUUCUUUCUUUCUUUGUUUUUUUUUUUACAUCUAGGGUGUUGAAUCCAAAAUGUUUCCUCACAUCACCUCUCAGAUAUUUCAGUGUAAUCAAGCUAGUUUUCAGUACAUUUGCUAUCUCUCGACUGGCAAAGAUAACAGUCUGGUUACAAGCUGCAGGUCAUGCAGUGUUUCAGAAAGACAUGCCAUUUUGAUUGCAAUUCGUUUAAAAGUGUAAAAGAUGUAAAGAAGUAUCUGAGUUCACACAACUGGCUAAUUUGGGCUCAUUGGGGCUAACGUGUUGGGCUACCGGUGUUGGGUCAGAAUAACAGGUUUUCCAGUUUUCCCCAUUUGGAUGGCAUUGCAUGAACGCAGAACGCGUUUUCAAAAAGGAGUCAUGAAAAUACAAGAGAUUGGAAAAUUAUUUUCAAAAUGCAUAUUUGACUGAUUUUGUGUCUAUAUACUGUGUCAUAUCUCCUUCAAUCAUUCCACAUGUUCGACCUGCCCCCACAGCAGAGAAUCACCUUCCAUCUUUGCGUGUUCUUCAACACUGAGUUAUACACAUCUUAGUGACCAUCGUAGGUACUGUAAUGUUCUGCCUUUGAAAUGUAUUUUUUUUUUAAUUAUUAUUAUUCUUAUUUGUUUGCAGAUUUUCUGCCUUGCAUCAAUUCCUUCUAUUUAAUUGUACACUUUGGUGUUAAUAUCCUUAUCAGUAAUGGUAUUUGUCAAAAUAGUAGAUCAAAUACUCAACCUAAAUGUCUCCUGCUUGUAUAUUUAUUAACUCAGAAUGUGAUAUUUUCUCUCCAGGGCUACUGCAGCCUCAAUCAGCAUUUUUACUUCUGUUGUUUUGAGUAAUUUCAAUGGGGAAACAAGCAGCACGUUUUCCUUAAUUCCUUCCUUCCUUCCUUCCUCUCUCUCCUUCUCUCUCUCUCGGUGUAAUCUAGGGUUAAUCUCCUACUGCAGGAAAUUGCCCACAUGUCCCACCUGUGGAUGUGACAGGUUUUAGUGCUAUACUCUUUAACCUGAUUCACUGGGGAUGUGGUGCAGUGAUGAUCAUGUUUACGUGAUUAGACUUUGAUAGGUCAGGUUGUCAUUUUGCUGUAUAAUAUUAGAGCUUGCGUGAUUUGAUGGAACCCUCAAAGCUAUUUCUCAGUAAUCCACUGGUGCUGUAACUACUUCAGCAGAGGACACCAGAUGAUUCCUUCGCUCACACAGUUUGACAAAAGGGGGCCUUUGGUGUUGUACAUUUUGCAGCCUUAGGAAGUGCGAGUCUGCUCAGUUAGCCAGUGUCCUUUUUCUUUCAUUCAAAAAUCCUGACCUUUGGACAGGGAGGGUGUGCACUCAGGGACUCUCUGAUCCUUUUUAUGUAUAUCAGCAGGCCACACUUGGCCUUCUGGAGGUGAUUUUUCUCUUCACAUUCUGCUUUGUGCCCAGUUCAGACAGAUUUGUUGUCAGGGAUGUCUUCUUUGUUUGGUUAGGGUUAAUGUAUGCAGGCUGUGCUAUGCUAUUGUCCUUGUGUAUAAAUGUUUGAGUCAAAAAGUAGUUUUUAUGGUAGAGUGUGCAGGAUGGGUGCUAGUUUGAGCUGACUAAACAAACAAAUAAAACUUGCCAACUUGUUCAAAUGAGAGAAAAACAACUUACCAUUCUGUUGCAGACUGAGAGGAACGAAACUGAUUUAUAGAUAAACCAUUGUCCUCUGGCUGUCAAGUUCUGAUGGCUCAAACAUGUAUGGCUGUUGUGGCCAAUAACGCAUUUAGAGGGAGCGUCCAUGUUUCAGGUGGCGUUUGACAGUUCAGAGAGGCGGAAACUUUCUGCAAGUGGGCGUGGUUUCGGCGGCUUUAGGGGACAGCGUUUCAGAGCAGACGGUACUACUAAUUUUUUCACAAUUUUAAAACUUUUUUCAUAUACUUAGUGAUAUUUUUAAUCAUUCAGAUUAGGUGGUUAAUAACAUAUUUUUCUGUGGCGUGGAAAGCUCAGAACACAGACUUAGUAAGUAAUGGCAGGGUAAUGAUGACCUUGCAAACACAAUGGGAACAUUUCUCAGAAAAUAGUUCAACUGCCUCCUUUGUGUCCCCAAGAGUCAGGAAAGCAAGGAUGUAAAGAUUAUACAUUAACAUGAGGUUACAGAGGCUGUGGAAAAAUAAUCUGCGACAGUUUCAGGGAAAUCACAUUAACAAGGAGGAUUUGGGUUUUUUUUUUUUUCUUUUUUCAAUUUUUCUCAGUUAAAGAUUACUGCGUUAUGUUGACGUUCAUUGUAGAGCUGAAACAAUUAGUCAAUGGAUCAGCACAUCAACCUGCAGAAAAUUAAUCAGGAGCUAUAUAGAUAAUCAGUUGGUAUUUUAAGUCAUUUUUCAAGCAGAAAUUAAAAAAACAAUUACUUCGAACAUCUUAGGUGUAAGAAUUUGAUACUUUUAUGUAUCAUAUGUGAUAAUGAACUGAAUAUUUAGGGGAUUUUAGGCUGCUGGAUUAGACAAAAUAAUAUUUUAAAGAACUUGGCUUAAGCUUUAGAAAGUUAUGAAAAAUUGUUUUUCACUAUUUUCCUACAUAGACCAAAAGAUUCACGACUAAUCAAUAAUACCAACAAGAUUUAGUUACAGCUGUAAGUCAUUUAUUCAUACUUCUUCCUGUACGCCUCAGGUUCUCACAAAGAAGACACCAUGAACUGGGCAUAUGCAGGAUUGGUUUUACACUGAUUACGGUGCCAGUAUGUGGUUCUAACUGCUCGAGACUGUACAUCUAUCUGUGCAGUUCUCUCUCUUUCUCAUAUGCAUUAACUGAACACAGGUAACCAGAUCGAGGAUCGAGUCAGAAGGACAAGAUAGGCUUCGACUGGCUAGACUGACGUUGUAUCACUGCAUAAUGUACAUUAUGGAUGUAAGUACAGUGUUUUGACUCAGUGGUGGAGGAUGUUGGGGUAACCUCAAUUAGGCUGAAAAAAAAUUCACUGCCAACUCUUUCAAUAAUUGAUGAAUCAUUUCAUUUUGCUGGUUUCAGCUUCUUAAAUGUAAGGAUUUGCUGAUAUUCUUUGUGACUUACAGUAAUUGGCAGUAAAUAAAGAGUCUUUGGGUUUUGGACUGUUUGGACAAAUGAUGCAAUCUGACACCUGUCACCUGGGCCCUGAGAAAUUGUGAUAGGCAUUAAUCACAAUUUGUUUGACAUUUUUUAGACCAAACGAUGAAGCCAUUAAUCAUGAAAAAAAAAAAUUGGCAGAUUAAUUGAUAAUGGAAAAUGAAUCAUUAGUUGCAGCCCUAACCUGAAAAACCCUGACUUGGGUUGCUCCAGAAGUCCAAUGCCUGAUGCAGCUAGCCUCUUCUUGAAAUGCUCUUUACAUUAUGUGGCAUUGAUUGUUGUGGCACCAGAAGACCAUCCGAUAUGAUUGUGAAUUGAUUACAUUUCCCAUGCAUUUAUCUUUGUAGUGUUCUGCUCUGAGACCCCAAUGCCUGUACAUGUCAAAUGAUGCUGAGUUCAGUCAAAUGGUGAUUUAAUGUAAUUGUACUUUAAUGUUUUGAGAUCGGUAUUAUAUUUUAUAUAACUCUGUCAAACAUGCAGAUUGAAUCCAAUGUGUUGGAAGGCGUUUUGGCAGAGAAAAACCUAAAGUAGAUCUGCAUGAGAUACAAAAAGUGUUAGUUAAUCAUUAUGUCACUUGUGAUGGUAACACUGUGAUAUUUAGCCAAAUAAUGGCAAAAAUAAUGUUGUGAUCUCAAUAUGGUGCUAUUGAUGGUCCUGUCUCACAUUGUCGGUCAGUCUGUUUUGAUGGUUUGUAUUGAUGAAAAUAGGUUGAGUGACCUUUUCCUUUGACAACUCUAACCAUGUCUUGCCCUCACUGAUGCCUGAUGAUCACCUCAUCCUCAUCCUGUUCCCACCAGUCAUCUACGCAUGAGUGACUCAGGGUGAGGUCCUGUCAGCCCUGUUACCUUUAAAGUGACAAGUUGUCUUCAUUUUCCCUCAUGUGCUGUGAGGAGAACGUCUGUUCCGUAUUGAUGUUGUCAACACAAUCUAAAGCCGUUCGGUCAGCAGUAAUUUAGCCACUGAAAUAAGAAAAGUGCUCCUGACUAGAAUCUACUCUGCAGGUGAUUGACUCCCCACAUCUGUCCCUUGAAGUUAGUGUCAAGCAUAAAAGUCAAUAAUAAUGGCUCCUCAGUAAAACAUUAUCAUUUAAUUCCACUUACAGAGAUGUGUGUUGUGAAAUCCUCAUGUAUGGAGCACCACGUACCAAAUUUUCUUCACAUUCCUGAUUCACAGUCAAAGCCUCAAUUCUGAAAGGCAAAAGAGCAUUUGAUCUUAAAUGGAAAAUGACGCCAAUACGUUGUUACCGUUUUAAAACAUGUUUGCAUAAGAAUAUUUGACCCUCACUUGCCCAGGGUUGCUGGUUUGUGCCAAGAAUUUUGCUCGUAUGUGUAAAAUGUAAGAACUGUGUGAGAUUGAUUUGAUUUAACUUUAAACUCUACAUAACUUAGUGCCAUCUCUGAUGGUAAGAGGAACAAAAACGUUUAUUGUCCUUUACUCCGGAGCUGAAAGCCAAACUGUGUCCUUAUAACAAUAAAUAUUUAUGAUUAAAUUUAAACCAAUAAAAAAAGUCUGCUUCAGCAAGACAGAUUUGAUCUGGCAAAAUAACCAACCAACCCCACAGCAUAAAACAGUCUUUUCGUGCAUGUUUCUCAUUGUAUGAAACUGAUUGAGAAUGUGUUGUCAUGGCUGCAUGUGAUGAAGAGCCGUGUAGUCAGUGUGCUGCCUCAGUUUUUAACUCGGCAGCGUCAACCACCAGUGAAAAUCUGGCUGUUUUUGUCUUUAUCAUUCUGCUGUAUAUUAACAUAAUAUAACAUAAAACAUCUGAAACUAGCUGUAAGUUGUGGUGGUAAUUUCAAUGCACGCACGACUUGACCUGAAGGCCAGUAGUUGGGUCCUGACACGUUUCUAGAAAUUAAAAAAAUCAGACUCUGUACAAAACACUUCUGUCAUGAAUGCCUUUACUUACUCAGUCUUUUGUUUCUCAAAUUAACUUUUAUUUCCCUCCGUCAUAAAAAUAUUGCUGUCUUGUUUUCCAGUUCAUUGUGUGACGCUCAUUGGAAUAUCUGAGGCAGAAAAGGGAAAUGGCUGCCUGCCGUUUAAUUCUCACUUCACCAGUGACUUUUCGAGUCAUUUAAAAUGAGUGAAACUUCUAUUUAAUCUAUGCAGUCUUAUUUAUUUUUUUAAUCCUGCAGGGUUUAAAUGUGGUGCCAGUCUGAAACCAAAAACCAUAUGCAUUGCCAGCUGUGUAAACUACAUGUUAAUGUCGCAGAAUAAGCCUCAUUUGAAGUGUUACAUGUGUUAAUGUGAUAGCUUGACCAUUAUGGAUGGAACAAAGGGAACGUAAAUCUGUAACGUCAGCCCAUGAUCGCACAUCUGUCUGUCUGUCUGUCUGUCUGUCUCUUCUUAUGUCUGUCUGCUGAGGUCACUGCCUCUUUCUGAUUUUACGGUUUAAUUCAGGUCAAUAUGAGAUAAUUUAAUAAGCAUUCUCAGAGCAUUGUCAGGGAUCACUACUGUAUGGUUCUACACUCUCUCUAGACAAAAGUGUCGCAAUUAUAAAUCUGUAUACAUAUCCACAUAUACAGCGUGCACUGUAUGUGUGUAUGUAUGUAUGUGUGUAAAAAGGCAAAAUAGACCAUUUUUAGUGGUUUGUAUUGUUUUAGGGUUCAUUGUGCAAAACUGAAGAAAAAAAACAAUAACAGUGAUAAUAAACUAGC
Scatophagus argus is the source of this 11049-nucleotide messenger RNA. RefSeq names its product immunoglobulin superfamily, DCC subclass, member 3 (gene igdcc3). The record is from RefSeq and is a predicted model, not a curated record. Gene Ontology annotation, biological process: axon guidance; cell-cell adhesion. Bases 70 to 2361 code for a protein of 763 amino acids. Gene Ontology annotation, molecular function: protein binding. Gene Ontology annotation, cellular component: axon; plasma membrane. The transcript is spliced from 14 exons. NCBI's taxonomy places the organism in Eukaryota, Metazoa, Chordata, Actinopteri, Scatophagidae.